Messenger RNA from Corvus hawaiiensis (hawaiian crow), 1557 nucleotides. It is a transcript of the gene NOAZFP, whose product is annotated as zinc finger protein 330. The transcript has 10 exons. Gene Ontology annotation, cellular component: nucleus. NCBI's taxonomy places the organism in Eukaryota, Metazoa, Chordata, Aves, Passeriformes, Corvidae. Gene Ontology annotation, molecular function: zinc ion binding. Bases 139 to 1101 code for a protein of 320 amino acids. The record is from RefSeq and is a predicted model, not a curated record.
UGAGGAGGGAGUGGGUCAGAGGGGCGCCUGAGGAAAGCCCCGCACACCUGGGCACUUACAGCACAGCAGCUCCCAGAUGCUGCGGGCCCACAGUGCAGUUCUUAGCCACCUUACUUCCAAAAGAUGGAAUAGUGAAAUAUGCCUAAAAAAAAGACUGGUGCUCGUAAGAAAGCUGAGAACCGUCGGGAACGUGAGAAGCAGAUAAGGGCUUCAAGAGCCAACAUAGACUUGGCCAAACAUCCUUGUAAUGCUUCAAUGGAAUGUGAUAAGUGCCAAAGACGACAGAAGAAUAGAGCUUUUUGUUACUUCUGUAAUUCUGUUCAGAAAUUGCCCAUUUGUGCACAAUGUGGAAAAACCAAAUGCAUGAUGAAGUCUUCAGACUGUGUUAUAAAACAUGCUGGUGUGUACAGUACUGGACUAGCUAUGGUGGGUGCAAUCUGUGAUUUCUGUGAAGCCUGGGUGUGUCACGGGAGGAAGUGUCUCAGCACCCAUGCGUGUAUGUGCCCUCUGGCAGAUGCAGAAUGCAUUGAGUGUGAAAGAAGUGUCUGGGACCAUGGAGGCAGAAUAUUCGCCUGCUCUUUUUGCCAUGAUUUCCUCUGUGAAGAUGAUCAGUUUGAACAUCAAGCCAGCUGCCAAGUUCUGGAAGCAGAGACAUUUAAAUGUGUCUCCUGUAACAGACUGGGGCAGCAUUCCUGCCUGCGUUGUAAGGCUUGUUUUUGUGAUGAUCAUGUGCGGAGUAAGGUUUUCAAGCAGGAAAAAGGAAAAAAGCCUCCUUGCCCUAAAUGUGGCCAUGAAACUCAGCAGACAAAGGAUCUGAGCAUGUCAACUCGCUCUUUGAAGUUUGGCCGACAGACUGGAGAAGAUGCAGAUGGAGCUUCUGGUUAUGAUGCCUACUGGAAAAAUCUUUCUUCCAGCAAGACAGGGGAUGCAGGUGACCGUGAGGAUGAAUAUGAUGAGUAUGAAGCAGAAGAUGAUGAUGAAGAUGACAAUGAUGAGCGAGGGAAGGAUUCUGAUUCUGAGGCCACGGAUAUAUUCAGCAAUUUGAAUUUAGGAAGGACCUAUGCUAGUGGGUAUGCACAUUAUGAGGAAUCAGAAGAUUAAGCUUAGUAUGCUGGCAAGCUAAAAACAUUUGGAAGGAGCCAAGCAAUGCUUCACUGAGUUGUGUACAUGCCAGUAGGAUAGCUCUAUCAGGUACUUACAUAUCAGAGUUAGAGAAUAAAGAGUGUGGGACUUCUGCAGUAAUUUUUCCUAUAGAUGAACUGAUGUUGGGUUUGGGACUGGGGGAGAAAAUCAGGAUAUUUUUAUUCCCCUAAACAACAGAAUUGUUUUGUCCCCGAGUUACUGAGUAUAAUGGUUCAAUGCCGUUUUCUCCUAUCAACACAGGAAUGUGGGAAAGCUGUAGAACUUGCUUCCAUUUGCCCAUCAGAAAUUAUUUUUUACAGUAAUUUUGUUAACUGAUUUCAUACAUUAAGGCAGUGUUGGGUUGGUGACUGCAUUUUUUUUUGUCUGCGCAAUAAAAGUCAACUUCAUUCUCUAAUAAACUGUCAUAAAUAUUGA